UACAUAUAUAUAUAUAAACACAAGAUACAUUCCUGCUUUAGUAAUCUGAUAAUUGGUCUCCUUUUGCCUUCAUAAGGAAUCCAUCAAAAUCAAGCUUAGAUCUUGUGUGUGUGUGUGUGUGUGUGUGAGAGAGAAAAAGAGAGAGAGAGAGAGAGAGAGGUGUUUUUGUAUCUCUUUGUGUGUGUGUGUAUAUAUAUAUUAUAUCCAUAUAUACCUGUUGGUUGGUGAUUGAAGGAUGCAAGGUUUUAGAUUUAACUGUUUGUUAGCAUCAGUGUGUAUCCUUGUACAUUACAUUUGGCUUCUACCACCUGUGACUUGCUCUUCCCAUCAAGACCUUACGGAGUUAAGUACCAAUGAUCAAUAUGUUCACAAGUUGAGUCCCCAAAUGACCUCAAAAGUGGCACUCCAUGGGAUUCUCAUGUGGCUCUCAAUGGGUUUCUUAAUGCCAAUGGGCAUACUUACUAUUAGAAUUUUACCCAAUAAUACACAGGAGACUGGGACAAGGCUCAAACUUCUUUUCUAUCUCCAUGGAAUCUUUCAGACACUUUCAGUACUUGUUGCAACAGUUGGAGCAGUGAUGUCUAUCAAAAAUUUUGAAAAUUCAUUCAACAACAAUCACCAAAGACUAGGUCUAGCUCUUUAUGGAGGCAUGUGGGUGCAAGGCAUAAUUGGAUUUCUCAGGCCUCCUAGAGGAGACAAAAGAAGAGCAACAUGGUUCUUUAUACAUUGGAUUCUUGGGACAACAAUAUGUGUGGUGGGUAUUAUAAACAUCUAUACAGGUUUAGAAGCCUACAAGGAAAAAACAGGAAGAAGCACAUUGGUUUGGACAAUACUUUUCACAAGCCAGGUGUGUGUUAUUGCUUUCAUUUAUCUCUUCCAAGACAAAUGGGAAUACACAUUAAAGCAAGCUACAAAUCCAGUCAUUGCUGAUCCUCAGCCACCACCUGAUCUUCAUACUCAAAAGGUGCUAUUGCCUUUGCCUUGUGCCAAGCACAAUGCACUUCAGAAUUUGUUUGACUAGCUAUAAUAUAUAACUACUCAUCUAUAUUUUUCAUUUAACCAUUCAUAUUUUCCUAUACCUAUAGAACUCGUAAUAGUUUAUUUAUUAUUUAUCUUAUAUAUAUAUAUAUACACACACACACACCAUCAAUCCACAAUAUUCAUAUUCCACUUUUUGAUAUGCAAACUGGUAGUGAAGUGUCAAACAGUGGGCUAUGAGUACUAAUUCAUCUUGGACCAUAUUUUUUCCUUGUGAAAGGAUUUUGGGAGUGAUGUGUACCUACUGUCAA
Messenger RNA from Carica papaya (papaya), 1289 nucleotides. RefSeq names its product Cytochrome b561/ferric reductase transmembrane protein family. Gene Ontology annotation, molecular function: transmembrane monodehydroascorbate reductase activity; heme binding. The record is from RefSeq and is a predicted model, not a curated record. NCBI's taxonomy places the organism in Eukaryota, Viridiplantae, Streptophyta, Magnoliopsida, Brassicales, Caricaceae.